Messenger RNA from Fonsecaea multimorphosa CBS 102226, 2682 nucleotides. RefSeq lists its product as uncharacterized. The transcript has 3 exons. The coding region runs from base 1 to 2682 and encodes 893 amino acids. The record is from RefSeq and is a predicted model, not a curated record. Lineage: Eukaryota; Fungi; Ascomycota; Eurotiomycetes; Chaetothyriales; Herpotrichiellaceae. Gene Ontology annotation, biological process: regulation of DNA-templated transcription; DNA-templated transcription. Gene Ontology annotation, molecular function: DNA binding; DNA-binding transcription factor activity, RNA polymerase II-specific; zinc ion binding.
AUGUCGCAGGCGUCAUCAGUGGCAAUACCAGGGUCUGACUCGGCGUCGAUCGCCGAAAGGAUAGCGACUGUGACUGAGACUGCGACUGCUCCUCCUUCCAUCAGCACAGCGCCUGCAACGGGGCCUACUCCAGCACCCAAGUUGCGCAGUUGUCUCGUAUGCCGCAAUCGCAAGGUCCGCUGUGAUAAGCAGCGUCCCUGCUCCAAUUGCCGCCGCGCAAAUAUUGCAUGUGUGAUGCCUUCAGCUGACCGCCCGCCAAGGUGGGCACGCCGCCUCCAUCAUCUCAAUAAUAAUGCUCGAGCGUCAAGCACGCCAGCACCGCAGGAUGCCGAUGCGGACCUUGAUAAGGUCGUGGAGAGGCUGCACAAUCUCGAGCACCUGGUCAAGGAGCUGAGCGGCCAACUAGAACAGGCUCGUACAGCAGCGACAAGCUCGGCUGGAGGGAAUUCAUCUGGAGUCAACUCUCCUGAGAGCUCGACCCAGAAUCGUGACGCAGAGAACGAGAGGGAUCGAUCACCCGCCACCGAUACCAGCAAUAUUCAUAAACAGUUUGGGCGCUUGGUGCUCCAAGAUGCUAGUCGCAGCCACUAUGUGAGCAGCGGCUUCUGGUCCCGCGUCGACGACGAGCUCGAUGGCUUGAAGAGAGAUGCCAGGGUCCCAGUGACAGACGACUCGGACAGCCCAGUGGACGAGGCAGCUCCUGAAGAGACGGAAAGCAGGCGGACACCUUGGGAACGCCAUGCAUUCUUGUUUCGACAUAAUCUGGCCCCUUCAGCUCCUAAUCUCGACGAGCUGCGCCCAUUGCCUUCGCAGGUACCGUAUCUCUUGGACAUUUUCUCGAGAAAUGUGAAUGUUUUCAUGCAGAUCGUCCAUCUCCCGACCCUCUCUAAGAUGCUCUAUGGUCCUGAGAGUGUUCGCCUCACCCACCUCACACCGUCCAAUGAAGCCUUGAUGUUCUCAAUCUAUUACGCCGCUGCGAUCUCCAUGGAGGAAGAUGAUGCGACGAGCGACCUUGGCUCUUCAAUAUCCGAGCUGAGACUCAAAUAUCGCCUCGGGCUGGAGCAUUGCCUCGCUAAGGCUGAUUUCCUGACCGUACCCAACAUGGCUCUAAUUCAGGCAUUUGUCCUCUUUAUAUGUGUCGCUCGACGACAUGACAGUCCAAGGUUUUUGUGGAUGAUGACUGGGCUGGCCAUCAGAAUGGCCCAGUAUCUCGGCCUCCAGCGAGACGGAAGCCAUUUCAAGCACCAGACUCCCUUUGAGACUGAGAUGCGGCGUCGCGUCUGGUGGACUCUGUGCAGAAUGGAUUUGAGGGCAUCGGAGGACCAAGGGACGGAUCUGUCUAUCACACACGGCAGCUUCGACACAAGGAUCCCACUGAACAUCAACGAUGGAGAUAUCGAUCCCGAGUCCACACAGACGCCCACAGAAAGGUAUGGCAUCACUGAUAUGACCUUUGCACGCAUCUCGGCUGGAGUUGUCGAUGUCAUGAGGCAGAUAGUCAUUUCUAGUGCCGGUGAGGGCGGGGCUAGUUUUGAGCACCAGAGCCAUCUUUUGAACGAGAUCUACCAAAGGUGCGAAAGGGAAUAUCUUCAGCACACGACUGAAUCCGGAAGCGUUGCCUACUGGGUUGCCGUCACCGUCGCGCGCAUGGUCAUGGCCAAGAUGACGCUCAUCGUCUGCCUCCCUGCUCUCUUCUCCACCACGAGCGAACCCAUCUCGCACGAGAUGAGAACCAAGUUACUGGUCGCGGCAAUCGAGGUCGCAGAGUACAAUCACUCGCUCAACGCCGAACAAGCCUGUAGGCACUGGCGAUGGCAUUACCAAAGCCACACCCAUUGGCCUGCCAUUGUAUAUCUCCUGAUCGAGGUUGCACGACGGCCCUGGUCGUCUACCGUUGAGAGGGCCUGGGUCGCUUUGCACAGCAAAUGGCUAAUUCCAGCGCCGGCCCUAACAGACAAGAACCUGCGCAUCUGGGUCCCGCUGCGAAGGCUGAUGAGUAAAGCUCAGAAGCAUCGCGACGCCGAGAUCCAGAGGCUACGUGCGGAUCCCCAUGCGGCUGCACUGCUGGAAAUGGAAGACUACGAGACUCCGGUGCCUGCAAGCUUUGGCACGUUCCCAGCCCAAUCCGGUGUCGAUGUCUUCCGUGAGCGAUGGCGCCAGCUUGUAGCCACCCCGCCGGAGCCUCCUGACCAGCAACACGUACCUCGCUCUUCUGACGCAAGGCUCGCUGAUCCGACAGUGCAAGCAAUCUACAACUACCCCUUGUCUGGUGGGACAAUUCCGCUAGGUCACUCGAGGGAUCCGGCGUCUGAUAUCCCCUUUGCUGCAACGCCCUUUCGCACGAAUCGACAGCAGGUCAAUGAAAUCCCGAGAAGUAUCAAUAGCAGCGACCCUGAACCGGCAAUUCGCACGAACCCUCUUCAGAGGCUGGCCUCCGAACAGGCCGUCGAGCAACCGUACAAUUCCUUCACCACAGGCGCGAAUGACUUUGCAGAUGGCCGGACCAUGGGGCUUGGAUUUGACCCCUGGCUCUGGGCGGAUGCCGAUCCAUCAGUUGAUGUCUUCUCCAACUGGGAGCUUGACUCGGUCGAUACUAAUACGGACCCCGGUGGUGAGAUGAACUGGUAUGCCUGGCUCGAAUCUGCCAAAGGGAUGGAGAGGGACGCAAGGCCUACGUUUUGA